Messenger RNA from Dreissena polymorpha, 2630 nucleotides. Its product is annotated as E3 ubiquitin-protein ligase TRIM71-like. The transcript is spliced from 3 exons. The record is from RefSeq and is a predicted model, not a curated record. Bases 134 to 2074 code for a protein of 646 amino acids. NCBI's taxonomy places the organism in Eukaryota, Metazoa, Mollusca, Bivalvia, Myida, Dreissenidae. Gene Ontology annotation, molecular function: zinc ion binding.
AAGAGAACUUGUAAAAUCUAAAGUAGGACGAGACACACACUCAUAUGACCGGAUAUCACCUGAUAUUGAUAACACUACCAUUGAAUUUCGAUGUUUUAGUUUACAGCAAAAGAACAUAUCAAAAGUCACAAAAAUGGCUUCCAAUAUGGAAAGUUCAAUUUAUAGAGGAUCAGAAUCAUUCUUUGACUUUUCUUGUUUCACCUGUCAGGAUAAUGAUAGAAGCACGGAGGCUGAUUUUUACUGUGAGGAUUGUUCUAAAUUUUACUGUAGCAAAUGUGUGGAGCAUCAUAACUAUCUUUACAAGAAGCAUGCCAUUUUGAGCAAAGACAACAUCAGCCUAUGGCCUAAGACUGAUGCAAGCCAGCUAGAGCAAUGUCAGGUACACAAGAAAGAAAAACUGACAGGAUUCUGUGAGGACCACAGUGAGCUGAUAUGUCAUGCCUGCCAUGUCCACAAUCAUCAGAAAUGCAGUGAUGUGGUUCUUAUAGCUGACAAAGUGAAAGACCUCCAUCAAAAAGGAGACUUCAAACAGUUGUCAGCAACUCUUGAUACACAACACCAGCAGUUGAUACGUAAGAAAGAUGAAUUAGAGGAAAACAUGAAGUCUAUUGAGAAAUCUUACAAGAAAACUCUGGAAGAAAUCAAUGAAUUACGAAAGACAAUUAAUGAUGCUUUGGAUCAACUGGAAAAGAAUACCAAGAAGGAGUUGGACACAUUACUGGAAACCACGAGGAAAUCAAUUCAAACUGACAUAGAAAACUGCACAGAGUCCAUAAAAAAUAUUACAUGCGUAAAAGAAGAUUGGUUGAAAAUAAAAGAAAAAAAUGAAUCACCGAAUUUUAUAAAGUAUAGAAAAUGUCUUGUCCAUUCCAUCAAGGUAGAAGCAGUUUUACAAGAAAUUACAACACAGAAUGAGAUGAAACUUAUCUUUAAACCUGAUACAGCUAUCCAACAAAACCUGUCCACUCUCUCAGGAUUGGGACAAAUAUUUAGCUCAGAGAAACAAAUACAACCUGCUCAAAAGACUACACAGAACCUAGUUACAAGACAGAAUAAACCUGAAGCAUCCAGCAAGUCUGACCCUGAUAACCAAACAACUUCAAGAUUAAAGAAAAACAUUUCCAUUCAAGACCCAAGUUCAUUAAGAAAGAACCAACCAGGAAACCGAACAAGUGAUCUGACCAUGCCAGGUCAGGUGUAUAAUCUAGUAUCAAGUUCAUCACACCAGCUGGUCCAGGGACAUCAACCAGGGGCAGUAAACAGGUCUGAUCAAAUCAUAAAAGUGAAGAGUCGUAAGAAGUACAGUGUGAAGAUUAAGGGUGAUACAAUAACAUGCAGUAUAAGUGGUUUCUGUGAGACAGCUUCUGGAGAACUCCUCAGCGCAGACUGGAACAACAAGAAAGUGAAGCUCAUGGAUCAGACCUACAAGGUGUUGGCCCACUGUGACUUGCCUUGGCGACCAUGGUCCAUGUGCAGCAUUGACUCCAGUCUAGUUGCUGUUACUCUGGAGAACAAGGAGGUCCAUUUUAUCAGAGUGACCAAUGGUCAAUUAGUAAAGGACAGGAUACUGAAGCUCCAACAUGCUUGCUGGGGUAUUGCCCAUCAGCAUGGUAACCUGUACAUUACAGAUGGUAGUGCAGCUCUGUAUAUCUAUACUGUGGAUGGAAGACUGGUGAGGGAGAUGUAUGAGGAUACAUCAGAUAACUGGCCAGUUACUUCCUGUGCAGUGAGUCCAGAUGGAGACAGGAUAUAUGUGACCAAAGAGAACAGUCAACAGCUGGUCACCUUGUCCAGGGAUGGCAAAGUGAUCUCCAGCCUGACUGUACCUGCACUGAGCUCACCAGUACUACUUCCUGGCCUGCAUGUGACAGAUUCAGGACAAGUUCUUGUGUGUGGAUACUAUACAGACACAAUCGUCCAGGUGGACAGGGAUGGGAGGCAGAGACUGGCAGAGGUGAUCACAAAGGAUGUGACUCGCCCUAUGUCUGUCUACUACAGCAAGCACACAGGUUCAAUCAUUGUAGGAAUGGGGGACAAUAACGACAUUAGAGUGUUUAAGGCAGUGUUGGAGUAGGAUGAUGUUCAUUUCAAAUCAUUUAAUUAUACACUCACAUAUACAUUUACAAGUAAAAAGUGUUACAGUUUUGUAUACAUGGUUUUAAAGCCAGUGACAGUUGGAAUAGGACACAUUCAUUAUUCUCUGUAUGAAACUAUUAUACAUUACCAAUGAAACCUGCAGUCUUUCCUAGCCUUUAUCAUUAUGAACUAAAAUUGAAAUAUGCUCUUAUAUUAAUAGCAAAAAACAUUCAAUGAUUACUUUGAUUGAAAAUAGUUUUAUAAGGAUUGUUUGAACAUAUUAAGAAUAGUCUAUUCAAAAGAAUAUGUUUAAGAGAAUAAGUUUAUUUAUUGCUCAAAAACUAUAUUGUAUUUUCAUGAUGUGCAUGUUAAGUACUGUUAUUAAUAUUUGUAUGAAUAUAUUGUCUGAGUCAGUAUGUAAACUAUCAUUCAAACAUAUAUGUAUGUGAAUAUGAUAUCAUACAAUAAUCAUUUUAUAAACGGCACAUUAAAUCAAACCAAUAUGAACACUGCCACUAGUACUGUAAGAAUACAAGGAUUUAAAUCCAAGACUA